Messenger RNA from Colletotrichum orchidophilum, 2724 nucleotides. Its product is annotated as DnaJ domain-containing protein. The transcript has 3 exons. The record is from RefSeq and is a predicted model, not a curated record. NCBI's taxonomy places the organism in Eukaryota, Fungi, Ascomycota, Sordariomycetes, Glomerellales, Glomerellaceae. The coding region runs from base 1 to 2724 and encodes 907 amino acids. Gene Ontology annotation, cellular component: cytoplasm.
AUGGGAGGAGUCGAUAUGAGCCGCGAUUACUACGCGGACCUGGAGCUUGCAGCAGACGCAGAUACCAACGAGAUCAAGAAGCAGUUUCGGAAGCUAGCACUCAAGUACCACCCCGAUCGAAAUCCGGGCAGAGAAGCCGAAGUCAACUCCCGAUUCCAGGUCAUCCAGUCAGCUCACGAAAUCCUUACUGACCCUCAACAACGAGCCAGAUAUGAUGCUGGGAGAACGCGAUCGAGAUAUCCCACAGCGUCCGGAGUCCGAGGCAACCCCUGGCAGAAUGCCGGUGCCAACUUUCCUCCCCCGCCUCGUCGUAAUGCGACAGCUCGUAAUCCGCCGCCGCCUCCGCCUGCCUCGGGGGCCAGCAGAUAUCGCAAUUUUGCUUCGGGCGCGGCCCCCACAGCUAAAGCGCAGACAAGAGACGACCCGGAAGCGAAGCGCAAUGCCUGGCACGCCUUUGAGAAUAUGAAAGGCCGGGCCGGCCAGUCUCAGCCGAAGCCCGCCAAGCCCGAGACCCCGAAGCGACCUGUCCCCCGGACUCCUUCUCAAAAACAGAGGGCGGAGGCUUCCUUUGGACGGAAACCUGGCUACACUCCUCACUCGCCAGUCCCUGCAGAUGAGCCUCCUGUGAACUCCUCCAAUUACUCCACCUCGUCCCGACACACCAACAUUUUCGCAGACAAUGCUCGUAGACAACAAGAGGCAGGGGUGCCGGAUCCCCUAGCACAAUUUAGAGAGGCCUACUCAGAUUCCCGCCAAAGCACUCCCUACAUGUCACAUGGCGGCGAGAAACUGAAUCCUUUCGAUGGCAUCUCCGUGGGACGAGCAAAAAGCACACGCGAAAGCCCUCGGCCACCUCAGGAAAGCUACGCCCCCAACCUUUCACCCGGCAGCGCUCGUCAACGCGCCCAGAGUGUUCCACGCCAAGCAAGGACUGAGGCGUCAAGCCCGCGUACUUCGACUUCGACGCCGCAAGAUGAUCGCCCUAACUCGGCGAGCGCCACUGCGUCUCACUCGCCCAAGGAUCCAUUUAGAUCACGCGCAAGCGCAAGAUACACGCCGCCGAACACGGCUACUGGUCCUUCUCCGGACAAUGCGCAGCCAAAGCCCGCGGUUUCCCAGAACCCCAAUGGAGCAGGGAAUACCCACACGACACAAGGAGCUUCAAUGUACGAAACGUCUUUUUUUCCGGUUUCUAUUUCUCUUCUUGCGUAUCCAAAUGUGCGGAACGAGCCUGGAGCCAAGGCUUGCAAAGGGCAUCCAACACAACAUCCGUUUCCCGAGCAGUCAAGCAAGACAGAAUUGUACGACUCGCCCUCUCCCAGUGGAGAUAGGUCGAGAAGCCACUCCCUCACGCCAUUCGAGCGAAAGCAGGGUGAACUUCUGAGCAAGCUUGUGAAAAGACAGGCCCCAGACAUGACGCCGCUCGGUCGUGACAGGCGCCACACAGUUGACCCUGGUCACGAUGUUACACUGAACCAAGCUGACAAGACUACUACUAAUAGCUUCAAUUUCCCGAUCGACGAUGAUACUUUUACUCGAACCGCGCCAGAGCAACCGACAUUCAGCCGGAGGAGCACUGAGGAAAUUAACACUAGCUUUGUAAACGGUGAUGGGCCCGAUGCCUGGAAAUUCAGUGCCGGUAGUCCGAUCCAGGACCAAGCCGCCAAGGUUCGUUCGCAGUCUGGAAGCCGCGUAGGCCGUCGAUCACCGAUCAAGCGCCCAAGUCUGAGGCACCAGAAAGACAUCUCGGUUCAGCCGACAGGCUCACCUUCUGCCGAAGGAAAGUUUGACGCUCAGGACUGGACUCAGCAGAUUGGAGCUCAAAACUUUGUGCCACACUCGACGCAUUCUACGUCAACAUCCCCUACCCGAAUCUCUCGAGUGAACUCCAGAAAGACCAAGGUCAAGCCGACGGCAGGUGGUAAUGCAGGACUGGUGAAUGAUGACUACGACAGUGACGAGGAGGGCGAGUGGCGAGGACGGAAGUCAAUGGCGGAGCCUAUUGGUGCGAACAGCCCGAAUGCCAUGGAUAUCGAUCCCCCACAAACGGGGACUUCUCAGAAGCGAGAUCAUUCCAAUAGCGCGAGAAACAUUCCUGUGGAGCCAUCUCGUCCGGAAUGGAGGCCUGGCAAUGGCUUGCAGGAAAACGGCCCCAAACCACCUGCGCGAAAGCCAGAUUUCAACCCAAACGCCGCCGGUUCCGAAGACAGCGAGGAGUUUAGGGCCAGCCUUGCUGAUCUUAAGAAUGUGGCGCCAUUCGCGCAGAACCCUUCUGGCCUAGGUUCCCUGAAUGAUCUCAAGAUGAAUCUGCCUUUCGAGAGCCAGCCGUCGGGCCGCGCUCCGAUCGAGAAGGAGAAGAAACCUUCGCUCGAUUUCCCGGUCAUCCCGCAGGCACCCCGACCGCCGCCUACUUUUGCGGUCAAUCUGAAGCCAACUGGCGGUGCCUGGCAGAAGUACACACAGGACUUCCAGAGUUACGUUCUGAGAUGGGAGAUCUUCAACGCUCAAGUCAUUGAGCAUUUCAAUGCUCGCAAGGCAAACAUCGCUGAUCUCCGAGCUCGCAAGGGUUAUUCCUUCCUCGUCUCUCGCGGCGACGACGAGAUUCAUGAGUAUCUUGAGUGGAUGGCACAAGAUAAGGAGGUUCGAAGAAAGUGGGCUGUUGCAUGCGAAGACCAUGAAGCACGCAUCCGCGAGUUCAUGGUGUACAAGGGCAAGAUGGCAUGA